Molecule: messenger RNA, 545 nt
Organism: Balaenoptera ricei (Rice's whale)
Lineage: Eukaryota; Metazoa; Chordata; Mammalia; Artiodactyla; Balaenopteridae
Gene: SLN
Product: sarcolipin
Exons: 1
Coding region: 1-96 (31 amino acids)
Cellular component (GO): membrane
Molecular function (GO): enzyme regulator activity
Source: RefSeq, a predicted model, not a curated record
AUGGAACGAUCCACCAGGGAGCUGUGUCUCAACUUCACCGUUGUCCUGAUUACAGUUAUCCUUAUAUGGCUCCUUGUCAGAACCUAUCAGUACUGAGAUACCACAGCUCCUGCAAUUGACUGCAACACUCCAGAGCUGUCUUCUGUAUGCACUGAGAUCCCACUGCUGUCAUGGGAUACCUUUUCUGGCACCCCACGACACUUCUGACCUGCUCGCACAAUAUUUGGGCUGCCUCCAGUGUUAGUAUUGAUUGUGUGAUCUCUAAAGAUGCUGCUCUCAAUGGCUGCCAAGUGUUUGUCAGGGAGCAUUAGAUUUAUUCCCCAACUCUUACUGCAAAUGUGUCAGACAAGCCACAAGGUUAAAAGUAAACUGGAUUCGUGAUGACAUAGAAUUCUAACAAGCCCCUGGUGUGUUUCACCACACAUCCCUUCAUCCCACACUCAGCAACCAAACUCUAAAUCAACUGCCAGAAGAAAGAAAUGUUAAAGGAAGUCUUUGUCAGCCCCUAUAACUAUCAUGUGAAUAAAGUUGUCGACCCCGAAAAA